Molecule: messenger RNA, 855 nt
Organism: Symbiodinium natans
Lineage: Eukaryota; Dinophyceae; Suessiales; Symbiodiniaceae
Source: the annotation of a GenBank genome assembly
AUGGCGUGGCGCAGAGUCGUUGAUCAAUGGCCAUCUGCUCACUCCGAGUUAAGAGGAGAUGUUCUGAACGUCGCGGAGAGGGAGGUUCGGCCAGGACUGUCUCUGGGAGAAUCGGACGGCUUCGCGACAGUGGUGAUGCUCCUCGACCACCUGCUAGACCGUGAGCUCAUGGAAACAUCUGAGUCCCAACACAGAAACCUGCAAGUGAGCUUCCACAAGCUCCCUUUCCGCAACGUGCUGCCUUUGGACCAUCACACGCAGGCUCACCUCGCCGCAUUGAUCUCAGGCUAUCUAGGGAAUGAUUAUGUGGCUGGGAAUUUGAACAUGCGAGGCAGGACAGAGGUGUCUGUAGACCUGGCGGGCCUCCACCGCACUCUGCAUGUGCCGUCCGACGGCACGCCUGGCCGAGUGCGAGAGCUCGUGGCCGCGAGAGCAAACCGUCACACCAGCGAGAUUGCUGCAGUGGCACCAGAUGUCCUGAGUGAGUUGCGCCCUGCGAUGGCGGAUAGAAUCUUCGUCGAGCUCAGAUGGACAAACACCGACUACGUGAGACGAAUGGAAGGCUGGCGCAACCAUGGGCUCAAGAAGGACCUUGUCAAAUUUGUCCAGGACCUUGAAGACCGACCCAUGCCAUGUGCGCCUGACGGAACGUGGGCAUCGACAGAUGCGUUCGACCUCGUUGUCACUCAGCUCACCGACAUGCUCGCAACGACAGUGAGAACGCGCGGGCCUGAGAAGGACGACUUGGGCGAUUUGUACACCGACUUGCUGGACUUCCUCCAAAAUUACGUGGAGACGGCUGCUGACCCAACACCGGAUGGUCUGCGAGCCAAGCUGCUGAGUGAAUACGAGUGA